ACUCGUAUAAAAGGGUAGAACAGAGGAUAAAGGAAGGCUUUUAGAGUCGUUUCAAACCGCAGCCACUUUAAACCCAAUCGCUGUUUCUGCUGCUUCAUUGGGUUUCCUGUUGUUUGCUCAAAGUUAGCGGAGUCGCCCUUCAAAUGUACUGGGUCCUGUGACAGACAAACAGGCACGCCGACAGAGACACAUACGCAACAGACAUGGAGAAUGGGAAGAGUCGUCUGGAGCAGACCCAGAAGGAUGUGGAAGAGGUGACCGUCAUUAUGCUGGACAAUCUAAACAAGGCUGAGGAGAGAUCUGGCAAACUCGGAGAGCUUGAAGAGCGAGCUGAUGUGUUGCUGGAAAAGAGCAAAGCAUUUGAAAAGACAGCCAACAAGGUAAAGCAGAAGAAAAGAUGUGAAAACCAGAAGAUGAAGAUUGUGGUCAUAAGUGUCGCAGCGGUGUUCGUGCUCAUCAUUAUUGGAGUGAUCAUCUAUUGCUCUAUUGGUAGUGCGUGAGGUCUGCAGCUCCUACAUGAGCGCACAAGGCCAACGAUUCAAAACAAUGGGACUAAAGGACAAAGAUGAACAUUUCUGUGUGUGCCCAGACUGUGGGAACUGUCUUCAUCUUGUCUGAUUUGUUUAUUCUAUUAUAUUUAUGUGAGCAUACAUAUGUUUCUUAAAUCUCUAUGGUACCACUGGUUGCUCUGCUGCUUCUUUUCUUUGUUAUAACUUUUCUCAAUCUCUGUCUGGUCACCAGUCUUUGGAAAGACUUGUUACUCUACAACGUUUGAAUUUCUGUAAAUUCAACACAAAUUGAAAAUAAUAAUUUAGAAUCAGCUACAAAUGAAAAUGCUCUAAAAGCAAAUGUUCUAACCACAACAAAUUCAUUUUAGCCAAACAUUAUUAGCUGCUGCUCUAGCAUAAACUGUUUGGGCAGUCACUUUUUCCAAAAAUUAUAUUAAAUAAUAGAAAAUUAUAGUAAUUGGUAGUAAAAAUGUCUCUGGGUUUUUUGGUAUCUCUCAAAGUCUUAAAUAUGAAUCCUACCUUUUUACAGAUGCACUCAUAUUGUAUUUGUCCAUCCAGGACAACUGUUGGGCUUUUUGCUAUUUGCAAAAUAAUUUUUAGAGAUGAAGAUGGUUGUAACCACCCAAAUUGGACUUCGGUCAGAAAGAAACAGCUGUUAAUAUUGGUUCACAUCCAAAAGUACCAGUCAGAAACAAAAGAUAGCCAGAAGCAGAACAAGUAAGUAUAAUAAUUACGUACUAUGUGUAUUUGCUUCAACUAGAAAGAUGAAAUGUUACACAAUUUUCAAUAUAGGCUGUGAAAUGUUUUCAAAGGUGCCUUUAUAAUUAUUAAACUGUGUUGGUUUCUAUCUUGAAAUUAUGGUCUGCUCUGUUAUUAAUUAAUUAAUAAAUACAUCAAUUAAU
Molecule: messenger RNA, 1411 nt
Organism: Cynoglossus semilaevis (tongue sole)
Lineage: Eukaryota; Metazoa; Chordata; Actinopteri; Pleuronectiformes; Cynoglossidae
Gene: vamp5
Product: vesicle-associated membrane protein 5
Exons: 3
Coding region: 204-500 (98 amino acids)
Biological process (GO): vesicle-mediated transport
Cellular component (GO): membrane
Source: RefSeq, a predicted model, not a curated record